AACAAUGAGGGCGCACGACGCGCAACUCGCUCCAAGCCUCUCCACCAGCGGCGGAGUUUUCCCUCCCGGAGGAGUCGUAGCAUGCGUCUGUGCGCCAACCGGAGGGAGAAGGACCACAGGAAUAUAACUUGACCACGCACGGACUUUGUUAUUUCUUUUUUUGUUUAAAUCAUGCCUUUUUGCAAGCGGACGAUACUUCCAAAAGAUCAGCGGCGGCGGCAGGCGGAGAUUUUCGGGGACUUGGCGGACGUGUGCGGCUUCACCCUGUGCUCGGUGCUCCGGCAGCUCUCGGAUCUGUCCCGCCACUCGGUGAGCAUCCUGGAGGAGCUGGAGGGAGAGCUGGUGUCCGUGUGCCACCGGUCCGGCGCGCUGGAGGGCAGAGUGGUCCGGCUGCAGAGGCACGUCGCAGAGCUGGUCAGCAAGCCUCCGCCGAGAGAUUUAACCAAUCUGGAUUUCAGCGGCGGCGGCGCGGCCCACUUCAGGUCUCCAUGGCAACAGAGCGUGAACGUGUUCGGCUCGUGGAGCAGGCCGGAGUGUGUCGAGGAGCUGCACCAGCAGGCGCAGCUCAACCUCCAGAGCCUGCUGCAAGACUUUGAGGAGCAGUUGUACGACACCAAGCUGACCGGUCAGACUUUCCGGCAUCCGUCCUCGCAGAGCUCUGACGACACGUCCACCUCGCUCAGCCGAUCGCCCAUCUCCCUCAACAACAAGAGACCUGACUUCAUCUUCCUGCCGGCCUCCAAACAGCUGUACGAGGAUGAAACCACCUCCUUGGUGUUUGGCCUGAGGUCAGUGACUGACCCGUCUCCCUCCCCGUCCCCGUCCCCCUGCGGCUCAGAUCGCCCCCCUCUGGGCUGGAGCAGUAACAACAGCAGCAGCAGCACCACCACCACGUCCGCUAACGCCGGACCGCCUGUCGCAGAGAAACCCCGCUGGCACCUGGGGAGACGCACGCCGGCCCACUUCAUACCACUCGACAUCACAGGGGACCCCUUCCCCCACCAGCCCCACUCCCUGGAGCCCGUCACCGACACCCCACACCAGAACCUCCCCCUGAGGAAGACGCACUCCGACCUCGACGCGACCUUACCCGCAGAUAAUACUCUAGAGCCGCGAGCUCCAAACCAACUUCACCCAGGCACUAUGGACCACUCUGGGCUGCUGUGCUCAAACACACCCUCCUCUUCCUGGAACGGACCUAAGGGCUCCACCUUUUCUCCCGGGGCGUGGAACGAGCCUUACAACUACACCAUGAACAAGGGCCCGGCGGUUCCUCCCAAACAGCACAGCAUCAUCGGUAAUGCCGGGGGAGGGGCGCAGGACGGGGUGAUGUUGGUGGGCUCAGGACAGUCGAGGGAGAGGUCUGCACGGUCCAUAGCAGCACAGAACGCCUUCAAGUUCCGGGAGCGUUCUCUUUCCACGCCCACAGACUCUGGUUCCUUCUGCUUUACAGAAGGCGGUGUAGGCCAGCCGGACGGGAACAUCAUGUCUACGGGGAACGGGAGCGCUAUGACGGACCACCAACAACAUCAUCACCACUUCCUGGGUUUGAGUGAGAACUACGCCCUCCUCUACCCCAGAGGGAGCUCCGAAGACAGCGCCAGCACCACCGAUACAAUCUCCGUCACAGCUUCGGACUACAGCGCCGACGGCCGCUUGCGCCUUCGCUCCCGCUCCAUCUCGCUUAAGAAAUCCAAGCGCAAGCCUCCGCCUCCCGUGAGGAGCGUCUCCCUGAUGAAGAACCUGGGAGAGGCCGAGGGAAGAAUCCACCACGAAGGCGCUCUUUACCGGGAUGGGCGGCCGAAGAGCCUGCACAUCCCCAGGGACCAUUUCCCAGACUUCCAGCCUGAUUUCCUCCUGCCCAGCUCGUCCAGCUCCUCCAAACCCAGUGUUAGUGAGAGGGAACUGGGCCAUGGAGGCAGCGACGGACCUCCGAGCCUGGAGGUUCAGGCACCAGAGAGGGAGGGAGAGACGGAGCUGACCUUCCCCACUCACUGGCAGCUGGGGGAGUGGAAGAAUGACCCCUACAGGUCUCUAUCAGGAUCCAGCACAGCAACGGGUACCACAGUGAUUGAAUGUAUGAAAGUCAGAGGCAGCUCCGAGUCCCUCCUUGACUCUCCGUCCACCUCCAGAGCCACCUCGCCCUCGCAGCUCUCCAUGGAAACUGACAUCAAGGCAUCCUCACCCUUCAAACCCCCAGGACUAAUGUCCCCAUCAAGUGGCUACUCAAGCCAGUCGGAGACUCCCACCCCGACUGUGCCACUCAGUCAAGUGGCAGGUCAGGGAACACUAGGGACAGGGUGUAAGAUGCGCCCGAAGAUCCCAGAGAGAAAAUCAUCGCUACCGUCACCCAAGGACCCCGCCGCGAGGUCUAGAUUGUCCUUUGAGAUGCCUGGGAACGCACAUCUGGAGCUGUCAUCAAUCAAGCCAAAGCAAAAGGCCAGCAGACGUCAUUCUGACACCUCGACAGCAGCGAAACCAGGAAAAAUCAGCCCCAGCUCUUCACAGGCAUUACCUAUGGUUACCCAGAACGAGCUGAAGACAAUUCGUCUUCGCUCCGUCUCUCGCGGUGACCUGGAGGACUGCCCCGAUGGUGCGUCAGACACCAUUGAAGAAGAACAGCAUGGCCGCGACUUCGGCGAAGUCCCCAGCCCUCCGCCCACUCUACCAAAACCCAAACCACCUGUCGCCAUCAAGCCCCCCUUGCCCAAGCGGCCCAUUAACCUCCUCCUUAAGUCUCCUUCCCCAUCCUCCACUUCCCCACUUGCCCUCGACUCACCUCCUGCCUCACCCGUGGACCGGCCUGUGCCCCUGGGCAACAUCUACAAAGUCAUGAAAAAACCCAAACCGAAAAAACCUCCACCGCAAACUUCAACAAGUCCGUCAGCUCUCCCGGACCCCCAGCCUCUCCUGGAGGACCCAGCGUUAGAGCCUGAAUUUGAGGCCGACCCAGAGAUUCGGCUUGGGCCUGAGGACGGAGGCUCCCUCCCUUCUCCCUGCAGUUCCCAGGAGGCCCCGGAGCUCCAGGACAAGAGCAAGACACUCCCCUCAAGGAUGACAAUCUCCUGUCUGGCAGAGCUGUCAGACAAAAAGAAACCCAAGGUUCCACCCCCAGUCCCCAAGAAGCCAAAUGUUCUGCUUCUUCCCACGUCUGUCCACUCCUCCACUAAUGGCAGCACAGACCGACAGACGCCGCAGACCGACAGCCCCGUGGGCCUUCGGUCUCCCGUUGGAGCGUUCCCACCGGACGAUAUUCCGGGUGCGCCAGAUAUGCCGGAGCAAGAAGAGAACCACUUGGGAACAGACGAGGAGAGUUCAAAAGAGUCGUCACUUCAGUCAUCUCUGCAGGAUUCCUCUCUCACAGAGCUGGAAGGGAAGGUGGCCAGCGCUACGAUUGGGGCAGAUGACUCCAAUGAGAAGACGGUGCUGCACAUCGCCGAGGAAACUGAUGACGACUUGUUGGCCAGCACACCUACGACACACACCACCGAAGACCUGUUCACUAUAAUACACAGGUCGAAGCGAAAGGUUCUGGGUCGUAAGGAGCCAUCCGACUCCUUCGGCAGCCGCCAGAGCUUGGUAUCCCCGGUGAAGCACAGCACCAGCGGUAGCGAUAUCCGAAACCUGACCCUAGGCAGCAGUCAGAGGUCAAGCUCCCGCAACGAGAACUUCAUGGCCCUGCUUCAGAAGAAAGGCAGCAAGUCUUCCAGCGGAGGGGCCAGAGUUUCCGCCAUGGAGCUUCUCAAAAGCACAAACCCUCUGGCGCGACGGGUCACGGAGUUCUCAACCACCACAUCGUCGACCGCUGAGGGAGGAGAGGCAACGUCCGGGAACGGCAAACCCAACGAUCAAUGAACGGAAGUAUCGUUAACAGUAUCAUUAACCAGGUACCGUUUGCUGUCGACAAAGCUACCAACCAAUUCUACAAUGCGCCACCCACUGCAGAUGGGGCCUUCUGACUAACGUGUCCAACCAGAUCGCUCCAACUACUGAUUGACCAUUUGCACUGUCCAAUCAAAUUGGAGCACACUUUUGGACAAAAUGGUCCCUCCCAUGGUUGGAGCGCAAUUGUUCCCUGUCCCUCUAGGAAAGCGAGAAAGCUGUGGAGAACAAAAGGUUGUUCUCACUAUAUUUUCAACGAAAGGUGGAGGCUUUGAGGUCAUGCCUCAACACUGCACCAUGUUUUCCUCAUUGGGAAUGUUUUCAGUAGGGGAGGCUGGAUGUACUGAUGGAUGGGUGGAGCAGACGCCGGGGAAUAUGAAGUUGUACCGUGGAUAUCUUUACUCUUAGCUCCAUCUGGAUGACGACAACAAAAGUCCCUGAUGAUGACAAUGGCUAACGUGUCUGAAUCUGUAACCAAUUACACUGAUCCGCUAGUAGGAUGGCCCAGAAGAUCAGUAAUCAAAUGAAUCCAAGAAACACACGGAAUCAGACACAGAAGACGUGAGACUUUCAAAUGAUUCGUCUACGAAGCAAAACCCUCCAUGCCAGUAGCACUACAGCACCGACACCUGUAGACCUAUGAAAUGAAGGGUAAAUCAUUACCGGUGUGACGAGGCACCCGAGAGAGCAAAUACUCCUAAAAAUCUCGGACACCGCGGCUCUGUCUUCUCUCUA
Messenger RNA from Seriola dumerili (greater amberjack), 4617 nucleotides. It is a transcript of the gene nhsl2, whose product is annotated as NHS like 2. The record is from RefSeq and is a predicted model, not a curated record. The coding region runs from base 172 to 3855 and encodes 1227 amino acids. The transcript is spliced from 14 exons. Gene Ontology annotation, biological process: cell differentiation. Lineage: Eukaryota; Metazoa; Chordata; Actinopteri; Carangiformes; Carangidae.